CUAUUUUAGUGCUAGUCAUGACAGUUCUUCCGGCCCGUAUCAUGCGGAUUUAACAACAAUGGCCACUCAUUCGCCAGCAUCGAAGCAGUUGUUAUCACCUGAAUCUACAAAUGACCUUACUGUGAACAUGGACAUCAGUACUACAAACGAUUCAAUGGCAUCACAUAUUGAAUCAUCAUUUGUAGAUUCUGAAAUCGACGCCACAUAUGAAAACAGUUUCCAGAGCCCAUUACAAAUCCAGUCAUCAUUUAUGGAUUCUGAACUCGAUGCCACAGAUGCAAAAGGCAGCCAAGGUCAUUCAGAUGUUGAAUUUGAUUUAACUGUCGAUGAGGAUAUGACGAGACCAGAAACUCCAGUCAACAUUGAAGGGAGACGACUGGUGAAAAUGCAGUACUUUAUGGAUCAAAUUAUAGAGAUCUCCAGACACAGCAGCAAAUUCGGCUGUCAGUUAGAUUUUAUACAAAUUAUCAAAGAAAGAAAAACUGGGCUUAGGUCCACUUUUUCAUUGCGCUGCAAUAUGUGUAAUGGUGUAUUUGCACUUCACACAGACGACACUGACCCUAACACGAACGACGUUAAUCACUCCGCAGUCUCCGCCGCGAUUCUUAUGGGUUGCGGAUCAUCUAAUCUAAAAGAGUUUACUGCAUCGUUGGAUUUACCCACUGUAAAUCAAAAAAUAUAUGAUCAGUGCCACAAACACCUGCAUAGCUGGUGGAAAGAAGCGGCUGAAAAAUCUAUGACAGAUGCUGCUCUACAAGAAACACAAGAAGCCGACAGAAAAAGUCCCAGCGGGAAGCCAAUGAUAGCAGUAACAGCAGAUGCUUGUUGGGCUAAGCGCUCCUACAGAAACAAUUAUUCAUCGCUUUCGGGAGUUGGGGCUAUCAUUGGCAUAAAUUCUGGGAAAGUGCUUCAUGUUGGCAUUAAAAACAAAUACUGUGUGACGUGUGCAAGAGCUUCCUCUAAAAAUACCACUCCAUCCGUUCAUCAAUGCACUAUCAACCACAAAGGCUCCUCUACUAGCAUGGAGCAGGCGGCAAUUGUUGAGGGCUUUAAGGAGUCAGUCCAAAAACAUGGUUUGAUAUAUUCACAACUAAUAGCUGAUGGUGACGCUAGUACGUAUAAAAAUAUUGUAGAUAAUCGUCCUUACCCAGGCAUAAAUGUUGAAAAAAUCGAAUGUUCCAACCAUUUGUUGCGUAAUUAUAACGGUAAAAACAUAAAUUUUGCAAAGGAUACCUCGAUACCGUUACCACAAAGAAAACUCCUUAAAGCUGCAGAUCGUAUUAACCGUUUACGUAUAGCGAUAAAACAAGCAGUUAGAUUUCGGAUGGCACAAAAUUUAUCGUUUGCUGACCGCGUAAAAGAACUUCGCAAGGAUAUUUUAAAUAGUCCUAGUCAUGUAUUUGGUGACCAUUCUGCAUGCGACGACUAUUACUGUCCGGCAGAAAAAAAACAAGAGCACAACUAUGUUCCUCAAAUACCUGAAUUAAUGAAAAAAUUGAGAGAUAACACAACACAUUUAGCCAACUUCUCGCAAAGUCUUCUGUACAGACUAAAUAAUAAUCGCGCAGAACAGUUUAACUCCUUGGUUGCUAAAUAUGUUGGAGGAAAGCGUAUAAAUUAUGCGCUUAAAAACUCAUACACCUUAAGAUGCUAUGCAGCGGUAGUGGCAUUUAACACCGGCAUGCCCAUCUACGCGCUGCAUAAAACAGUUACAGGAAGGAGUCCUUCGAAGGCAUCAAAGCUAGUCGAGCAGAGAAAACGAGUAAACAAUAGCCGUAAAAAAGUAUGGAAGCCCAAAAGAAUAAUAGCUUCAAAGGAUAUGGCGGCCGACUAUGGCGAAGCAUGUCAAAAGCCAGAUAUGUCGCCUGAAGAAUAUGAAAGAAGAAAGGAGGAGUAUUUGGCGUCAGUAAAAGCACAGCUCAAGGAAAGAGAUGUCAUAGAACGGGAAACUAUACUGCAAUCGGAGAGUGCUCUAUGGCUUGAAAUGAGGCGGUGUAUUCUAACAGCAUCCAACUUCUCCAAAAUUUGCAAGCGACGCAAUAACAUUAGCCCAGCACCUCUCGUAAAGACCAUGUUGUACGGUUAUUCUCUCGAUCAUGUUGCGGCUGUACAACAUGGCAAAAACCAUGAAGCGAAUGCAAUCAAGCAGCUCGAAAUGGAAUUGAACAUUAAAGUGGAAAAAUGUGGUCUUCACAUUGAUCCAGAACACUAUUUUUUAGGCGCGACUCCUGAUGGACUCUACAGUGACGGUAUAAUAGAAAUAAAAUGCCCAAAAUCAGCAUUCGGGAUGGAUCCCGAGGAGGCCAUAAAAGAAAAAAAAAUAAAGAUGUGGAAGGUCGUUAAUGGUGUCAUGGUUUUAAAUAAAAACCAUGACUGGUUUUACCAGGUUCAGGGCCAAUUACAUAUAACAAAUAAAGACAGAUGUUUAUUUGGUGUAUGGACUGAUCCUAAGUAUCCUCUUAAAAUAGAAAUAAUAGAAAAGGACGACAAUUUCUGGAAGGCAAAAAUGGAAACAAGACUAAUAAAUUUUUAUGAAAAGUGCUUACUCCCAGAAAUCGUCGACCCUCGAAAAAUCAGAAGUAUGCCAUUAAGAGAUGACCCGUUUUAAUUUUAGCACAUUGAAAAAGUAAAUUAUUCAGUAAUAUCUAAUUUAAAUCACUAACGAAACAUAUUGCACAAAUAAAGCAUCUUUUUAUUUUAUUUUCAUACUUUUCUGUGCUAUUCGUACAUAGCCACCCUAGGGCAUUCAGUAUUGACAGUUUCCUUUUUUCAUUCCGCAUAUAUUUUUUUCCGCUUGUAAGUUUGUUGUAAAUAAGACUGCUUGCACUUACAUUGGCAUUAUA
Molecule: messenger RNA, 2843 nt
Organism: Leguminivora glycinivorella
Lineage: Eukaryota; Metazoa; Arthropoda; Insecta; Lepidoptera; Tortricidae
Exons: 5
Coding region: 59-2608 (849 amino acids)
Source: RefSeq, a predicted model, not a curated record